AGCGCAUGCGCAGUGUUAAAGUUCGGCCAUCUUGGUCUGUCUCAGUGUGAAUUCUCCUCCAGUGAUAUUGUUUUUACUGAAAUCUGUGCUUUUCGGAAAUUCGGCCACGGUGGGAUACCAGUUAGCACGAAUUUGCAAGGCCAACCUGUAGCUCUUGAGUAUACGCUGUAAAGUGCAAGGUUUCCCCCAAAGGAGUGCAGAGUAAAAUAAAAAAGAUGUCAGAAACUGCUCUGAAGUUUGGCCCCGAGUGGCUGCGAGUUCUCUCUGAUGGUGGUAGUGUGUCCUCCCCUCCUCCCAGUCCUGGUCUUAACAAGUUUAAGCCGGCAGAGCAUCGAUACGGUCGUGAAGAGAUGCUGGUACUCUUCAACAAGCACCAGAGUCCACCGGAUGGGAUACACACAUUUGGGCAUCCUUAUGUGGAAAAGGCUCAGGAACCGCUGGCUCUAAUACCCAUGAAUGAAGAAGAACAGCGUAUGUGGCAGAGGGGAGUAAACAGUGACGCCGUGCUCCGUCAAAGUGGGCGGGCCCAAUCGAACGGAGCCGGUAGAGGUCGUGGUGGCAGCGUCGAUCGUGGUCGAGGUCGGGGUCGUGGUACGGGUUCAUAUUACACCCGUGGCCUCAGCUACGAUGAAGAAGCGGAGCCACGGGGCCCAAGAGAGGGAGGUCCACCGGGUAUUGGUAUUAGGAGUAAGCCAUUUGAAAGGUCCCAAAGUGUGCAUGAACAACGACCUUGGAGUGAACGAGGUCCUGCAAGCACAGUCAGUACGGGUGGCGUCCCAGAAGAACGUAAUGGAGCAGUGUCCCCACGGAAGGAGCAGGGGAGGGCUUCUACUGAAAAUUGGAGGUCACGAGGUGGUGAAAAUGAUGAAAGUGAGCGCUGGAGGGGAGCUGGGGGAAGCCGCAAUGAAAAAUGGGGACCGCGAUGUGGAUGGCGUGAACGUGAGAAUGGCCAGGAUGGGGAUUGGGAUGAUGGAUUGGGACGAGGGACUGGCCGGGGGGUCCCUGUCUCGUCCCGUACCUCUCGCCCACCCUGGGAUGAAAAAGAUGGCAAUCUGCGAAAGUCUUGGGAUGAAGAUAAUUUACCAGAGUGGGCUACAGAAAAUGCAGAUGAAAAGGGUGGAAGCUUUGAUGCAUCAGGUGCUUAUCAUGGUCCUGGUUGGUCAGACGAAGAUGACCCCACCAAUGAAGGUCGUAAUGGAGGACAGCGGAGACAGAAGUCAUCAAGCCCUGAUAAGGUUGCGAGAGAUGAUCAUGUUGUGGUAGAGAAUCCUGAGCCUGGUACUAGAGAGCCUGUGGCUGAACCAGAAGAGAUUAAAAAUAACGGUGUCGAGGUAGAAAAUCAACAGGGACAAUUGCCAUCAAAUGUGGUGGAUCCCAGUCAUGAUGUUCACACGCCUGGAAACACUAUACGAACUGAGGGAUCAGUGACCGAGGAAGUACAAGUACAACCAAGAGAGGAAGUUGCACCAAGUCCUAGUGACAGUACCACCACCACAAUGUCUUCGGGGCCAAUGAUGAAUGGUAUAGUCAGUGAGGAAGAGAGUAACAGCAGAGAAGUCAAAACACCACAAGAAUUCCAGGGAGGACCAGCCCCUGUCCCAGUACCACCACGAAGUAAAGAAGCAGCAGAACCAGGAUCCUUCCCCCCUGAAAGAGAACGUCAAGGAGAAGAAGAAAAACUGGAACACAUGCGUAGUGUUGCCGAUGACUUAGUGGCUAAAUUAGUAGAAGAGGAUGACCCAAGACCACAAUCAGGUCCUCCUAACCCUCGAGUUACACCCCCUGUUUCAAUGGGGUCCAUGCCAGAAUCCACACCACAUUCCACUCACCCCACUCACACCCCGGGUGAUGACAAGUGGUAUUACACAGAUCCUCAGGGAGAGAUACAAGGUCCUUUCACGUCAAGUGACAUGGCCGAGUGGUACAAGGCUGGAUACUUCACACCCAACCUGCUGCUUAGACGGGAUUGUGAUGACCAGUUUGCACAACUGGGAGACCUCACCAGAGUAUUUGGAAGAGUGCCAUUUGUACCAGGACCCCCUGUACCACCAAUCAAGGUGACUGAAUUAUUAACAGCACAAAAGCAGCAAGUUGAACGUGAAAGAUUAGAGUUGUUGCAAAAUUUUAUGAUUCAGAAGCAAGUUUAUCAUCAUCAGAUGGCCAUGGGCCGGCAGCAAGUGUUACAAAAACUUCAGAGUCUUGAUGAGUGGAGCUCCCUUAACCCCAUGCAGCAACAGCAGCUGUUUAUGCAGCAUAUGAUGGCUGUAAUUCCUGCCCACCCACCUAUAACCCAAACAGUGCCUCCCUCCACUGCCCCACCAACUGCCAUACCCUCGACCACCCAAGUGUCUGCACCCAUUCCUGACCCCAGAGUUGUGGCUGGGCCUGACCCUCGAGUUUUGCCUGGGCCAGUAGUACCACCAUCUUCUAAACCUCAGGACCCCAUACAAGCACUAGUAGCACAAAUGCAAACGUCCUCUGCUGCUAGUAGUACUCCCAUGACCAGCUCUUGUGAGGGGCUGUUGACCUCUCAGCUCACUGCAACAUCUAUGGCUGCAGAGAAUCCUUUACAAAAGUUGUUAGUUCAACUACAGAGGGGUCAACAGCCAAGUGGUAUGGGACCAAUGGGAGGGCCAGCAGGAGCCCUGGGAGCAGCAGUAACACCACCAACUGUACCCACAAUGGAGAAACCUCCUGAACAACAGUUUGAUGCCAUCCAGUCUCUUAUGCAACAGUUAUCAAAGAUGCAGACACCACCGACAUCAGAUCAAAUGCAGGAGGAAGUACGCCGACGAGAGGAAGAUCAGAAGCGAUUAGAAGAAGAGAGAAAGCGACUUGAGGAGCACAAGAGAGCAGAAGAGGAGAGGAUAAAGAUGGAGGAACUCAGAUUGAAAGAAGAACUUAAGCGGCAAGAAGAACAGAGAAGAAACCUUGAAGCUCUAAGACGCCAGCAUGAGGAAGAAACACAGAGGCUGGAGGAAGAGAGGCGGAAGAUAAGAGAGGAACAGCUAAGAAGACAGGAAGAAAUGAGAAGAAUUGAUGAGGAGAAGAUUAGGAAGGAGGAGGAAGAACAGCGAAAAAUCCAGGACCAACAAAGAACCGAGAUAAAGCGAAGACAGGAAGAACUAAUACGGCAGGAGGAGCUCAGGAGACAGCAACAACAACAGCAACAACUUCAGCAACAGCAACAACUCCAGCAGCAACAGAAACAGCAGGAGGAAGCAGCCAAAAGAAAGGAAGAAGCAAGGCGACAAGAGGAAGCCAGAAGACAGCAGGAGGAAGAGAGGAAGAGGCAGGAAGAGGAAAGAAGACGGGAGGAAGAAGAGGAAGAGGCCCGACAGCAAGCACAGAUUCAGGAAGAGAUGAGGAGGAUUGCCCUGGAGGAGGAACGGAGACACAUGCAGCAGUUGGAAGAGGAGGAACGGCAACGACAGGCUGAGGAAGAAGAUCGCCGGCAUCAACAUCUUCUCCAGGAACACUUAAAAAAUAUUCUGCCUGCUUGGAAUGCUGUGCCUCCAGUCCCAGCUCCUGAGGCAGCACCAGCACCAUCCCUUGCUGAUAUACAGAGGGCACAGGAAGAGAAGGAGAGAAGGGAGCGGGAGGUUGAACUGCAAGUACAACAGCAGAGGCAGAGAGAAGCUCAGCGGCAAGCUGCAGAAGAGGCACGGCAAAAGAACUCUGGCCUCAAGUGGGCAGCUAGGGCCCAGGCCAACCCAGCACCAGCCCAGCCUGUUAAGUCUCUCCUGGAAAUUCAGGCAGAGGAAGAAAAGGAACUCAAGAAGCGGCAGGAGAAGGAGGCAGCAGAACGUGCGGCUGCUGUUAGUCACAUGAGUUUAGGAGCAGCUGGUGUUUGGGGGUCAGCCAUAUCUAAUCUCUCAUGGGCCAGUCGUGCCUCUACUGCUGGGGCACCUCAGCCCAGUCAUUCUAGUCAACAGUGGGGUGGAGCUAAUGGUGGUCACACCUCAAGUGCAAGUAGUAGUUCUGGAGGUCUGUGGAACAGCAAUAGCCAACCUGCAGUAACUACAGCCAGUUCUGGUCAAUCGGUCUGGAACAAUGACCAUUCGACGAUUUGGAGUCAUUCUGAUAAUUCUGCACCCACAGGAGGGUUUUGGGAUAACCCUGAGCCAGUCAAGCUUAACAAACAGGCCAAUAGUCGCACCCCCACCAAGCCAUCUAAUCACAAUGCUAACAACAAGGGUGGAGGGGCACCAACCACCCAGAACUCUAAUGCUAACAACCGUGUAAACAAAAAGAAGGCAAAGGAUGACAGUGACACUGUGAAAAGAUUGUUCACUGACAACAUGUCUCCUGCAGACAAUUUCACUCAAUGGUGCAAAACUUCACUACACACCUUGAAGGUCCAUGCUUCUAUUGACAUUCCAACAUUUGUGACGUUCCUGGCAGAAGUAGAGUCUCCUUACGAAGUCCACGACUAUAUCCGUUCAUAUCUUGGUGACAGUAAAGAAGUGAAAGAGUUUGCAAAGCAAUACCUCGAACGGCGAAGUAAAGCCCGCAAUGCCCAAAAGGAACGUGAAGUGGAAGAUGACAUCUUGGCGCCGGCGCCAGCUGUCAAUCCCACAAACUCUGAAUUCCAAGAGGUCAAGCAGGCUCGUAGCAAGAAGGCCAGUAAGAAAAAGAUGCAGAAAGUAGACAGUAGUAUUCUAGGAUUCAGUGUCAUGUCCAAUGAACGCAUCAACGUGGGAGAGCGGGAAUAUGCAGAGUGAACUCCGUGGUCACCAUUGAACACAAUUAUUGUCACAACUACUAGUGAACUCCAGAAAUUGAACCUACACUUGAGCAAUUAAGUGAUGAUGAAGCUUUUCAGUGUAAAAGUGUGUGGCUUGUGACUGUGGCUGUGUUUUAUAAAAAUAAAUUGCCUUUGCCAACAAAUUUUCAAUAACAAUCACUUCUCAAACUUUCACUUUUAAAAUUAAUUCAUUAUUUUGGUUUUAAAAUUGGAAAUAAGUGUUCUGCUCGUUCUUCCCUUCCUUGCUCAUUGCCUAGUCUUCUCGUAAGGUCAUCCUAUCUGUCUGUUUGUCUGUCAUUUAACCAUGAAUUUUGUAAACACAGCCAAAUCAAGAUUUAAAAUGAAUAUGCAGUGGGAUAAGUAUUGAGUGUGCGUUUCAAAAUAAGCCAAAUUCUUCAUGUGAUAACUGUGGUGCAAAAUUGGAAACAAAAAUCUUUGAAUUGGUGUGAUUGUUUUUGUCAGCAGUUAAAUUGGUUGGCAUUGACCCCUGUUAUUAUAGGAGGGAACACAGGGAGCAGAGUACCAAACAACUAUGGUAAUUGCCUUAGUAUCUGUGGAAAUUCAGGAUCUUGUGGACACUGCAGGAUCUAUGUUAUAUUAUACAGUACAUCAAGACAAUGAAUGACAUUAUGCUGGGAGAAUACAGUAUAUUAACAGACUGCUGGCCUUGAAAAUUGUGAAGUCUGUUUCAUGUGUGGUAGGUACAUUGAUAAUGAACCAACAAGUAUGGUAGGUACAUGAAUAAUGAACCAACAAGUAUGGUAGGUACAUGAAUAAUGAACCAACAAGUAUGGUAGGUACAUUAGUAAUGAACCAACAAGUAUGGUAGGUACAUUAGUAAUGAACCAACAUGUACAGUUGAUGAUGCAUGGACAUGUAUGUUGAAACUGUUCCAGCAUGCAUGGCUGGUCCGUUGAAAAUGCUCCUCUUCCUUACUUGUGCAUAAUAUCCUGCCACUGUAAUUUGAUAAUGUGUAAGGUUGAAUUUUAUCUGUGAUAAUGACCUGCUUGCAAAUUUAUGUGUAAUCUGGGGUCAAAAUAAUAAUAAAAAGAAAUUGCAGCUUGGCAUGUUGUGAAAACAGUUGUGCUCUCUUGUCACAAUGUCCCAUUUUAAAAUACCUCACAUAUUUGGGUUCAUGCACAUCGUCAUUCUCCUCACAUAGGCAUGAAUUCCAAAUACUUAUCAUCCAUCUUCAUAAUUACCAUUUCAUUGUUCAUAUAUUGAAUAGGGCUUUUAGCUUCAUGGUCUUCUGCUUCCAAGGCUAGAAAUACUUUUUAUUUAUUAUUAUAUUGGCAGUAAUUAUGACCUAGGAAGUAGUUCAUUCACUGAAGUACCAGAAGAAGCUUUGCACUAAAAUCAUUUGAUGUACUUAAAAAAUUCACAUAUGAUAAGCUAUAUUUUGUUAACUAAAGGAGUUACUGUAAUGUGUGUGCUAAUACAUCAAUAAUUAAUUCUUUUCUUUUUCUUAAUACUUCAAUUCAAGGAAUAUUUCCAUAAAAGUAUAAUUGAACUAGAAUAUGGAUUGUUAUAAAUGCCAUUUCAUAUUUCUUGUGCCCUUUUCUGUGUCCAUCUAGUAUUAUAUUUCUCCUUAUUUACAUACAUGUUAUAUACUGUAUUCUGCUUGGUUCUUUUCCCCUUUCUCCAAAUUUUCUUUCUUUAUUUUGGUUCUACAAUAUUUGCACCAUGAACCAUGAUAAGGAAUGCCGUUAUUUACGUGCAUUUUCUCCCAUUUGAUAGUUAACCUGGUGGAAAUUAUUCAUAUUUAGUUAUUGGUACAACAAAGCCUUUGGCCUUAUUCACUUUUUGAAAACUGUUGUGUCAAAUAUCAUUUAUUUCUAAUGUGUGCUCUUUGUUGCGGGAAUACUCAUGACGUUUAUUAUAAUUCCCAAGAGAGAAGUCGAUCCUAAGGCUUAUGAUCCAUUAAUUUUAUUUCAGUUUUAAGGAUACACAUAGAUUCUGUCAACUUUCUAACAUUCUAGAAAGUAGAUUACUUUUUGGACUUUAAUUUAGUAUAAAUGUACUAGAUGAACAUAGCUUUGGGUACAUGUAGUCAUGGUACAGUAUGUAGUGGUUGAUGUGUGGUUAAGCCAGGCAUAUGCCUUAACUUUGCUACAAACUAACAGUGGUGUAAGGGGGCCAGUUAGUGUUGACAGCUUUAUUGAUAUCAUCUCCAUAUCCUUUGAAUGCACUCUCUUGAUCAGGUCUAGAAAACAUCCACCUUUGUGUACAAUUUUGUUUUCCAAGCAAUAUCAUCAGGAUCUUGUAUGACUAAAUUGAAAAGGUUAUUACAGUACAGUAUCAAUUAUUGUUUUUACUAUUUGAAUUCUUAUCAACAAUACAAUAGCAGUUGCAGUCAAGUGGAGAAAUCUUCAAGUUAAUAAAUCUGACCUUUAUUCUAGAAAGGAGUCAAAGAAAUUCUGCUAUCAGAGAUGUGCAGCCAUGAAGGUGUUUGAGAAUUUUACUUGUAAGAUCCACCUUUAAAUACAGGAAGUGGUACAUUCAUCUUAAGAAAUAGGAAAAUAACUGUGUGUGCAUGUUACUAACUACUCUUGAUCUAGUAGCAUGUAAUUAUGCUUCAAACUAGGUGAACUAAAAACUCUUAUUCUUUUUGAAACAAAGGAAUUUAAAAAAAAAAUUUUGUUCCUGGAGAAAGAUAUUUGAAAAAUUAUGAAGAUCUUUUCAAGAACAGUCAUUGUGUACAUAAUAUGGUAUCAGCAUCACAGAGGAGAUACAGUGUUAACAAGGUGUUAUAUUUCCUUAACAUGAUGGUGUUGAUGACCCUCCCUCUGGUAAUAUACUGUAACCUUACAUGUUCCAAGUUCUCAGGAGAGUUAGGGUAUGCAAAUGAACAGGAAAACUGUC
Molecule: messenger RNA, 7609 nt
Organism: Homarus americanus (American lobster)
Lineage: Eukaryota; Metazoa; Arthropoda; Malacostraca; Decapoda; Nephropidae
Gene: Gyf
Product: GRB10-interacting GYF protein 2-like
Exons: 24
Coding region: 216-4724 (1502 amino acids)
Molecular function (GO): protein binding
Source: RefSeq, a predicted model, not a curated record